GUUGCGGGCUUUCGUCUUUUGAUCCUGGCGAAAGUUAGGGUUAUAGGUAAUCGUUCCUGUCAAGUCGGUUGGUAGGGUCUCUCACCUCCGUUUUUACUCAGCAAGUCCGAGGGGAUUUGGAGAGUCGGGAAAGUCCCACCACAUUACACACCUCCUCAGUAUAUGAAAUCUCCACAACGCAAGUUUAAUUGUUUUAUUACUUCUUUAACCAUCAUCUAUUGGACAUAUGCUCUGUGCCUGGUAUUCUGCUGAUCUUUAGGGUGGGGGAAGGGGGUUCAGAGAUGAAGAAGCUCACCGUCUAGAGAUUGAGAAAGUUUCAAUGCUUUAUAGAUAUGUUUGGAGAACUGUGGGACCACAGAGAAUCAGUAACUAAAUCAGAGAAGCCCUACCCAGGACCUACUCAAAGGCGGGGACGGAUGAAAUAGGUGGCAUGAAUGACUAGACCAUAAGGUACCAGUGAGGAAGAGACAGAAGGACCCAGCCUUGAUGCCCACUUGGGAGGCAGAAAGCACCGGCACCUUGUAGAACUACGAGCUGCGAGAAAGGCCCAGGGACUUCGAAGUGUGUUUGUCAGUGGCUUUCCCAGGGAUGUGGAUUCUGCUCAGCUCUCUGAGUACUUCCAAGCAUUUGGACCUGUGGCCAGUGUUGUCAUGGACAAGGACAAGGGAGUGUUUGCCAUUGUGGAGAUGGGGGACGUGGGUGCUCGAGAGGCUGUCUUGUCACAGUCCCAGCACAGCCUGGGAGGACAUCGCCUGCGUGUCCGCCCACGGGAGCAGAAGGAGUUCCAGAGCCCGGCCUCCAAAUCCCCCAAGGGAGCAGUCCCCGACAGUCACCAGCUGGCCAAAGCACUAGCUGAGGCUGCAGACGUGGGGGCACAAAUGAUAAAGCUUGUGGGGCUGAGGGAGUUGUCUGAGGCUGAGCGGCAGCUUCGGAGCCUGGUGGUGGCCCUGAUGCAGGAGGUCUUCACAGAGUUCUUCCCUGGCUGUGUGGUCCACCCUUUUGGCUCUUCCAUAAAUAGCUUCGAUGUCCAUGGCUGUGAUCUUGACCUCUUCUUGGAUCUGGGUGACUUGGAAGAGCCCCAGCCAGUCCCAAAAGCUCCAGAAUCUCCAUCGCUGGACUCGGCCCUGGCUUCCCCUCUGGACCCUCAAGCCCUGGCCUGCACCCCAGCCUCCCCUCCAGAUUCACAACCUCCAGCUUCUCCCCAGGAUUCUGAAGCCCUGGACUUUGAAACCCCUUCCUCCUCCCUGGCGCCCCAAACUCCGGACUCUGCCUUGGCCUCCGAGACCCUUGCUUCUCCCCAGUCUCUGCCUCCAGCCUCACCACUGCUAGAGGACAGGGAAGAGGGGGACCUGGGGAAGGCCCCAGAACUAGCAGAGACCCCAAAAGAGGAGAAAGCAGAGGGGGCAGCAAUGCUGGAGCUGGUGGGAUCCAUUCUCCGGGGCUGUGUCCCUGGGGUGUAUCGAGUCCAAACUGUGCCCUCUGCCCGGCGCCCUGUGGUCAAGUUCUGUCAUCGGCCUUCAGGUCUCCACGGUGACGUCUCCCUCAGUAACCGGCUGGCCCUGCAUAACUCCCGUUUCCUGAGUCUCUGCUCUGAGCUGGAUGGUCGAGUCCGGCCCCUCGUGUACACCCUCCGCUGCUGGGCUCAGGGUCGGGGGCUGUCAGGGAGUGGCCCCCUUCUCAGUAACUACGCCCUGACCUUGCUGGUGAUCUAUUUUCUUCAGACCAGGGACCCUCCUGUGUUGCCCACUGUGUCCCAGCUCACCCAGAAAGCAGGAGAGGGGGAACAGGUGGAAGUCGAUGGCUGGGACUGCAGUUUCCCCAGAGAUGCCUCAAGACUGGAGCCCAGCACAAAUGUGGAGCCCCUCAGUUCCCUGCUAGCCCAGUUCUUCUCCUGUGUAUCUUGCUGGGAUCUUCGUGGCUCCCUGCUGUCCCUGCGGGAGGGCCAGGCACUGCCUGUGGCAGGGGGCCUGUCUUCUAAUCUCUGGGAGGGUCUGCGCCUUGGCCCCCUGAAUCUCCAGGACCCUUUUGACCUGAGUCACAAUGUCGCAGCCAAUGUGACCAGCCGGGUGGCUGGGCGACUACAGAACUGCUGCCGAGCAGCAGCCAAUUACUGCCGAAGCCUCCAGUACCAGCGCCGUUCCUCCCGCGGUCGGGACUGGGGGCUGCUCCCCCUUCUGCAGCCCAGCUCCCCCAGCUCCCUGCUCUCUGCUACCCCGAUCCCUUUACCCCUUGCAUCCUUCACCCACCUCACUGCUGCCCUGGUGCAGGUAUUCAGGGAAGCACUGGGGUGCCAUAUAGAACAGGGAACCAAGAGACCGCGGUCAGAAGGAGGUGGAACUGGGGAGUCCUCUCAGGGAGGGACAAGCAAAAGACUCAAAGUAGAUGGACAGAAAAACUGCUGUGAGGAGGGGAAAGAGGAGCAGCAGGGAUGUGCAGGGGACGGUGGGGAAGACAGGGUAGAAGAGAUGGUUAUAGAGGUUGGAGAGAUGGUGCAGGACUGGGCCAUGCAGAGCCCUGGGCAGCCAGGGGACCUGCCCCUGACCACUGGAAAGCAUGGAGCCCCUGGAGAAGAGGGGCAGCCCAGCCAUGCAGCCCUGGCAGAGCGGGGGCCCAAGGGACCAGAGGCAGCCCAAGGAGGGUCUCAGGGUGAGGCAGGGAAGGGGGCAUCCCUGCCCUCCUCAGUGAGCUGGCGCUGUGCCUUGUGGCACCGAGUGUGGCAAGGGCGGCGGCGAGCCCGUAGACGCUUGCAGCAGCAAACCAAGGAAGGAGCUGGAGGUGGCGCUGGCACAAGAGCAGGGUGGCUGGCGACUGAGGCUCAGGUCACCCAGGAGCUGAGAGGACUGAGUGGUGGUGAAGAGAGGCCAGAAACUGAGCCCCUGCUGAGCUUUGUGGCGUCUGUCUCCCCGGCUGACCGAAUGCUCACUGUGACCCCGCUCCAGGAUCCCCAAGGCCUGUUCCCUGAUCUCCAUCAUUUCUUACAGGUUUUCCUCCCUCAAGCACUUCGACAUCUCAAGUGAAAACAUGGCCCCUAAAGGGCAAUAAAGCUGCUAGUUUAAUACAGUC
Molecule: messenger RNA, 3063 nt
Organism: Symphalangus syndactylus (siamang)
Lineage: Eukaryota; Metazoa; Chordata; Mammalia; Primates; Hylobatidae
Gene: TUT1
Product: terminal uridylyl transferase 1, U6 snRNA-specific
Biological process (GO): RNA 3'-end processing
Cellular component (GO): nuclear speck
Molecular function (GO): poly(A) RNA polymerase activity; RNA binding
Source: RefSeq, a predicted model, not a curated record